Verticillium alfalfae VaMs.102 is the source of this 2016-nucleotide messenger RNA. Its product is annotated as binuclear zinc transcription factor. Lineage: Eukaryota; Fungi; Ascomycota; Sordariomycetes; Glomerellales; Plectosphaerellaceae. The record is from RefSeq and is a predicted model, not a curated record. Gene Ontology annotation, biological process: regulation of DNA-templated transcription; DNA-templated transcription. Gene Ontology annotation, cellular component: nucleus. Gene Ontology annotation, molecular function: DNA-binding transcription factor activity, RNA polymerase II-specific; DNA binding; zinc ion binding. The transcript has 6 exons. Bases 1 to 2016 code for a protein of 671 amino acids.
AUGGCGACCCCAGGGUCAUCCGAUGGGCCGCCGCCGCGACCCAAUGAACCCCCUCCUGUCAUCCGGAUCUCCUGCCGCAGGUGCAGGGGUCGGAAGCUGAAGUGCGACCGUGCCACGCCACGGUGCUCGCGCUGUGUCAAGGCAGAUGAGGAUUGUGAAUACCCAGGCUCGAGGAAGACCAAUGUUGGGAAGAGGACGCAGGUGCGCGAGUUGGAGGCCAAGCUGGGCCAGCUCGAGAACAAGAUCAAGAUCAUCAGUGCGGCAAGUGAGCCUGAAAACAACGAUUUUCCUGACUUUGCUACAACCAACCUUGACGCCAUUCUACCGACUGGGACAGCUUUCGGCAGCCUGCCCAUCCAUACCAACCCUGCCGUGCAGCCCACGCCGCCAUACGAUGACCACCCGUCCCAUACUGAAAUCACAAGGCUCGGUCUAUUUGAGCAGCUGCCUGCUAUCGAACUGAUAGAGGAACUAACGGCCAUCUUCUUUGAUGAGCUCCACCAUGCGGUCCCCAUGCUUCAUCAGGAGCGCUACAUAGCGUCUCUCUACCUACCAGCCCAUAUGCGCCCUCCAAUGUGUCUUCAGUACAUUGUCAUGGCCUCUGCUGCCACAGUCAACCGUGUACAUCAGCAGCUGGCAAUGCCUUUCUACCAGCGGGCACGCGCUUAUGCCGAAUCUGAUGAGAUGAAGGGAAAAGGCGAGUACUUUUUGACAUUACAUCAUGCCCAAUUUUGGAUUCUGUGCUCGAAUUUUGAGGCCCGACAGAUGUGGUACUCGCGGGCAUCAACGAGUCUUGGUCGUAGCGUUCGCAUCGCUCAGAUGCUCAACUUGCACCAGCUCGAUCGAAAAGCUUCGCAAGCUCGAUCCAUGCUCGCCCCUGCGCGAGACUGGACCGAGACGGAAGAGCGGCGACGUACGUGGUGGGUUGUGUUCUGCAUCGACAGAUUUGUGUGCGGUGCCACGGGCUGGCCUGCCUUGGAUUUCCACCCCGACGAUGGAGCAACGCUAACGAAAGUGCAGAUUCACAUUCUGCUUCCAGCUUCUGACGAGGCAUUCAGGAGCGGAGUCGAGGAAAAGACCACCACCUUGAAGAGCGUCCUGCAAGACACAGGCGAGAGAUAUUCCUCCUUUGCCGGCCGGAUCCUCGCCGCCCACCUCUUCCAUAGAACGAUGGAGCACACCGAGCAGCCAGCUGCAGAAGGCAACCCUGAAGACGUCAAAAACGGCCUGUACUGGAAACAGCACAGAGACAUAGACAACAGCCUAGCCACACUGCUCAUGGCGCUCCCCGAAACGCUACGCCUUCCUCGUAACAUCCGCUCCCCCAACGCCGUCUUCGUCAACGUCAUGACCCAAGCGGCCAUCAUCUCCCUCCACCGAGCGGCGCAGUGGACCAUGCGGCCGCUGCAGGACGUUCUGCCAGAGCACACAGUCCGCCAGAGUCAGAACAGACUCCUCCCAGCAGCGGAGGAAAUCUUGCACGUCUUCCGCAUGGUUCCCGACAUCGAAGCCACCAUGCAAAACGCCAUGUUGACCUUUGCGGCAUACAUGGCAGCUCUCGUCUUUCUCGAAGAUUUUGCGGCGGGGCACAGCCAGCAGAGCGAGAGCAACAUGGACUUUCUCGUGGGCAUGCUCGUCACAGUGGGUCGGAGCAAUGUCAUGGUUGCUUCGUUGGCGAAUCAACUGGCGAUCGAUAUGCAUCAUCUGGGGAUCAAAUCUUCUGUUGCGACCAAGGCUUUCGAGUUUUUGGCCCCCAAGCUGGCUGAGAAGAUGGCCGACUCCCCGGGAGUCAACUUUUGCUUGCUGCACGGCCCUCCUCGAGCUGAUGAUACUGCGCUCGCUGGUAUCACGCCGCAAUCGAGCACACCGCAGACAAUUUCAUCCGAGAAGUCUGGGCUGGGUGGCCUCGCGGGAUCGAGUCAGUUUCACGAUGCGGACGAGAUGAUGUGGGCGAACACUAUAGCUGAAUCGCCACCUGUGGGGUUAAGGUAUCCGUACGAGGCUAUGACUUGGUGA